AUGGCUACCGCCGCCGCAACAACAGCCAAAACUAACCCUUCCUCUCCGCCUCCUCUAGCGAAGUCACCAGAUGCUACUAUAAACCGUAUUGUGGACGAUAUAUCAACGCUGACAUUGCUGCAAGCCGCAGACCUUGUAUCUCUCUUAAAAUCUAGACUUAAUAUUCAAGAAAUUACCAUGCCCGCUUCCGCGGUUCCUGCUGCUGCUGCUGCUGCCCCAGCGGAUGAACCUGCUGUUGAGGUACCGAAAGAAAAGACCGUCUUCAACGUAAAAUUAGAGUCAUUCGAUGCCACCUCCAAACCAAAGGUUAUCCGUGAGGUCAAGGCCAUGAACCCUACUCUUACUCUUAUCGACGCCAAGAAGUUUGUAGAAUCUUUACCUCAAAUUUUGAAGGAAAAUAUGCCCAAAGAAGAUGCGGAAAAGAUGCAAAAGGCCUUCGAAGCUCUUGGAGCAGUUGUCAAACUAGAGUAA
Molecule: messenger RNA, 471 nt
Organism: Lentinula edodes (shiitake mushroom)
Lineage: Eukaryota; Fungi; Basidiomycota; Agaricomycetes; Agaricales; Omphalotaceae
Product: ribosomal protein L7/L12 C-terminal domain-containing protein
Exons: 4
Coding region: 1-471 (156 amino acids)
Biological process (GO): translation
Cellular component (GO): ribosome
Molecular function (GO): structural constituent of ribosome
Source: RefSeq, a predicted model, not a curated record